Molecule: messenger RNA, 3024 nt
Organism: Hemiscyllium ocellatum (epaulette shark)
Lineage: Eukaryota; Metazoa; Chordata; Chondrichthyes; Orectolobiformes; Hemiscylliidae
Gene: foxred1
Product: FAD-dependent oxidoreductase domain containing 1
Exons: 11
Coding region: 41-1552 (503 amino acids)
Cellular component (GO): cytoplasm
Molecular function (GO): oxidoreductase activity
Source: RefSeq, a predicted model, not a curated record
CUUCACUCGCUCUCGCGCGCACAGGCCAGCAGUUGGUGUGAUGUUGUGCCGAGUUGUCCGCAGGUGCCGGCCCCUGGGCUCCCCGCGCCGCUGUCCCUGCCUCUGUUUACCCUGCCCAGGGCAAGGCCGGCGCGCCGUCAGCACCAGUGCACAGAGGCUAAGCGACUUUGUGAAAGAUCUAGAAAAGGAGUUUGUCAAAUUCAGGCAGAAAGCAAAGGAAGUACUUCCUGGCAGUGAUUGGAGUCCAUUGCACCAGACUCCUGGACUGCCUCCUGAGUGGGCCGAUAUUGUCAUUGUGGGAGGAGGGGUAAUUGGCUGGUCCACUGCUUACUGGUUGAAGAAAAAAGAGGCAAUUCGGGAAGGGGUCCGAGUGGUGGUCAUAGAGAGAGACCCAACUUAUGCCCAAGCCUCCACAGUCUUGUCUGUAGGAGGCAUUCGCCAGCAGUUCUCUCUGCCAGAAAAUAUCCACCUGUCUAUUGAAUCUGCUCACUUCCUUCGCAAUAUCCAGGAGCACUUAAAUGUGGUGAAUGAGGAACCUGUGGAUAUCCAGUUCAACCCCACAGGCUAUCUCUUUCUGGCUGGACAGGAGCAAAGUGCGAUUUUAGAAGAAAACUAUCAAAUUCAAAGAGCUGAAGGAGCAGCAGUCACUCUGCUCUCACCUCAGCAAUUACAAAGGAAAUUCCCAUGGAUGAACACAGACGGGGUUGCUCUAGCUUCAUAUGGUCUAGAGAACGAAGGUUGGUUUGACCCCUGGCUGCUGCUGAAUGCUUUCCGAAGGAAAGCGAUAUCAAUGGGCGUGUUUCCAUGUUAUGGAGAGGUGAUAGAUUUUCAGUAUUCAACCAGAGAGAUGAAGACAGACGACGAUAGGAGUGUCUCACUAAAAAGAAUUCACCAUGUCAAUGUGCGGAUGCCAAAUAGCAUAGAGUACCAACCAGUGGAGUGUGCCAUCAUAGUCAAUGUGGCUGGCGCAUGGUCAGGAAAAGUGGCAGAGAUGAUUGGCAUUGGUAAUGGACCUGAAGGCACCUUGGAGGGCAUAAAACUCCCAGUAGAACCCAGAAAAAGAUAUGUGUAUGUCUUCCACUGCCCAAAUGGUCCAGGGUUGGAAUGCCCAUUAAUUGUUGACAACAAGGGAGUUUACUGCCGUCGAGACGGUUUAGGAGGAAACUACUUGGGAGGACUUUCACCAACUGAGGAGGAGGAACCAGAUAUCAGUGAUCUGGAGGUGGAUUAUGAAUACUUCCAUAACUCGGUUUGGCCCACACUGGCUCAGAGAGUGCCUGCCUUUGAGUGUUUGAAGUUGAAAAGUGCUUGGGCAGGUUACUAUGAUUACAACACCUUCGACCAGAAUGCAAUCAUCGGCACUCAUCCAUUGGUUGCCAACAUGUAUUUUGCAACUGGCUUCAGUGGGCAUGGCAUACAACACUCUCCAGCUGUGGGCAGAGCUAUUGCUGAACUCAUUCUUGAUGGAAAGUUCAAAACACUUGACCUAAGUGCAUUUGACUUUAUCCGAUUCUUCAAAGGAACCAAAGUACUGGAAAAUAACAUAGUGUGAAAUCCUGCAAUCCUCUUGUGAUCAGAUAUCCUAAAAGACAUCAGAGAUAUUAUUUUUGAUUGACAGUUACUGUUCAUCUCUACUUCACAAGACGUAAUCGUGGCAAAUCCUGGUCCUUCCAUAUGUAAAUGUUGGAUACCUUUGAACUGAAUUUUUAAAAGCAAUUUGAAUCUCCUGCAAUUUGAAUCUCCUGCAACUUGUCUUCCCAGACUGAUCCUUGGCAGAUUGCAGACUAAAUGGUGGACCUGUGCUCUUUCAUGAAUUAUUGCAGUGUGAUGACCUAGCAUUCGGUUUUUUAAAAAUCAAGACCUUCAGCAACAUUUACAAUCAACAUUUCUAUAUCUGCACUUUUAUUUGAUAUUUACUCUGCCAUGGUGCAAUAGUUAAAAAAAUUUAUUUGUUCCAAUUUCUCACUCUUUUUCUCCUUUUUAAAACUUUGAUUUCCCAAGCUAUAUCAGUAUCACCUUAACCUUCUUGAUUGGUUAUUUUCUGCAGUGGCUUUUCAGUGCCAUGCAUCCCAUGACCAUAAACUUAGCUUCUAAGAAGAAAAAAAACAUUGCAUUGUAUUCACUGUGUUUCUCUUCAAUACAGGACAACUUCUGAUCAAUAGAUCUGAAAAGAUUGUAUUUCUUGGCUGUCUGUCCCUUGAAGGGUGGUGGGGUAAGGGAGGAAAACUGUCCAAGUGGGAACUGGUGAUGGUGUAGCGGACAGCGAAGAAGAUUACCUCAGGUACAAUGGGAACUUGAUCAGAUGGGCUCCUUGUCUGAUAAAUGUGAGGUGCUAUAUUUUGGUAGGGCAAAUCAGGGCAGGACUUGUACAUUUUAAUGGUAAGAUCCUGGGGAGAGUUGCUGAACAAAGGGACCUUGGAGUGCAAGUUCAUAGUUCCUUGAAAGGUAGACAGGAUAGUGAAGAAGGUGUUUGAUAUGCUUGUCUUUAUUGGCAGUGCAUUGAGUUUAGGAGUUGGGAGAUCAUUUUGCAAGGGGUAAUGUUUUUUCAAGCAGAGGUGGUGCAUGUAUAGAAUGAACUGCCAAAAGAAGUGGUGGAGACUGGUACAAUGAUACUGUUUAAAAAGACAUCUGCAUCUAUAUAUGAAUAGAGGGGUUCAGAGGGAUAUUGGUCAAAUGCUGGCAAAUGGGAUUAGAACAAUUUAGCAUAUCUGGUCAGAUGGAUGAGUACUUUUGUACUUUCCCACAAGUAAAAACAUCCAGUCUGAGUCUGCACAUCAAAAUCUAACCCUGUUUUAUAAUCAACUCUCCGCCUUCUGCUUUUGUGUGAAGACAGCCAGAUUGUUCACCUUUUUCUUGAUAGGUUCACCCCCACUGUUUCUGUUCUAGUCCUUACAACAUCUUUUUGCUUUCUAACUGCCUAAUUUUUUAAUAUAAUGACCAGAAUUGUACAUGGUACUCUGAGCUCAAUACAAGUUUAGCAUUUAUCUGUAUUUGAAAUUCAGCUGUUAAUUAUAUACCCAUACU